AUGGACACCUCCUCGGUCGGCGUUCUCCUGUCUUUGCCGGUCCUGCUGCAGCUGGCGGCCGGGGGCGGCUCGCCCAAGCCCGGCACGCUGCUGCGGGGGUGCCCCGCGCACUGUCAGUGCGAGCCGGACGGCAGGAUGCUGCUCAGGGUGGACUGCUCAGACCUGGGGCUUUCGGAGCUGCCCUCCAACCUCAGUGUCUUCACUUCCUACCUGGACCUCAGUAUGAACAACAUCAGUCAGCUGCCCCCGAGUCCUCUCCACAGUCUGCGCUUCCUGGAGGAGCUACGUCUUGCUGGAAACGCUCUGACGUACAUUCCCAAGGGAGCAUUUGCUGGCCUUUACAGUCUUAAAGUUCUUAUGCUACAGAACAAUCACCUAAGACAGGUACCCACAGAGGCGCUACAGAACCUGCGAAGCCUUCAGUCCCUGCGUCUGGAUGCCAACCGCAUCAGCUCCGUGCCCCCCAGCUGCUUCAACGGCUUGCAUUCCCUGAGGCACCUAUGGCUGGAUGACAACGCGCUGACGGAGAUCCCGGUCCAGGCUUUCAGAAGCUUAUCAGCACUGCAGGCCAUGACCUUGGCCCUGAACAAAAUACACCACAUACCAGACUAUGCCUUUGGAAACCUCUCCAGCUUGGUGGUUCUACAUCUCCAUAACAAUAGAAUCCACUCCCUGGGAAAGAAAUGCUUUGAUGGGCUCCACAGCCUAGAGACUUUAGACUUAAAUUAUAAUAAUCUUGAUGAAUUCCCCACUGCAGUCAGGACACUCUCCAACCUUAAAGAACUAGGAUUUCAUAGCAACAAUAUCAAGUCGAUACCGGAGAAGGCCUUUGCAGGCAACCCUUCUCUUAUUACAAUACAUUUCUAUGACAACCCCAUCCAGCUUGUUGGGAGAGCUGCUUUUCAACAUUUACCUGAACUAAGAACACUGACUUUGAAUGGUGCCUCACAAAUAACUGAAUUUCCUGAUUUAACUGGAACUGCGAGCCUGGAGAGUCUGACUUUAACUGGAGCCCAGAUCUCAUCUCUUCCUCAAACUGUCUGUGAUCAGUUACCUAAUCUCCAAGUGCUAGACCUUUCUUACAACCUGCUAGAAGAUUUACCCAGUUUUUCAGUCUGCAAAAAGCUUCAGAAAAUAGACCUGCGGCAUAAUGAAAUCUAUGAAGUUCAAGCUGACACUUUCCAGCAGCUGUUCAGCCUCCGAUCUCUGAAUUUAGCUUGGAACAAGAUUGCCAUUAUUCACCCUAAUGCAUUUUCCACCUUGCCAUCUCUAAGAAAGCUGGACCUCUCAUCCAACCGCCUGUCAUCUAUUCCUGUAACUGGGUUACAUGGUUUAACUCACUUAAAAUUAACAGGAAAUCAUGCUUUACAGAGCUUGAUAUCAUCUGAAAACUUUCCAGAACUCAAGGUUAUAGAAAUGCCUUAUGCAUAUCAGUGCUGUGCAUUUGGAGUGUGUGAGAAUGUCUAUAAAAUUUCUAAUCAGUGGAAUAAAGGUGACAACGGCAGUGCAGAAGACCUUCAUAAAAAAGAUGCUGGAAUAUUUCAAGUUCAAGAUGAGCGUGAUCUUGAAGAUUUCCUACUUGACUUUGAGGAAGACCUGAGAGCCCUUCAUCCAGUGCGGUGCUCACCUUCCCCAGGCCCUUUCAAACUUUGUGAAUACCUGUUCGGUAGCUGGCUGAUCCGAAUUGGAGUGUGGACCAUAGCGGUUUUGGCACUGACGUGUAACGCCUUGGUGACCUCCACAGUGUUCAGAGCCGCAGUGUACAUAUCCUCCAUAAAACUGUUAAUCGGGUUAAUAGCCACGGUCAACAUGCUCAUGGGGGUGUCCAGUGCAGUGCUGGCGGGCGUGGACGCCUUCACUUUCGGCAGCUUUGCGCAACACGGUGCCUGGUGGGAGCAGGCGGUCGGCUGCCGGGUCGUCGGCUUUUUGUCCAUUUUUGCUUCGGAAUCUUCAGUUUUCCUGCUCACCCUGGCAGCCCUGGAGCGUGGGUGGUCGGUGAAAUGCUCAGCAAAAUUCGAAACGCAAACUCCCUUCCCCAGCCUGAGAGCGACCCUAGCGCUCUGCGCGCUGCUGGCGGGGACCGUGGCCGCCGUGCCCCUGCUGGGCGGCAGCGAGUACAGCGCCUCCCCGCUCUGCCUGCCGCUGCCCUUCGGGGAGCCACGUGCUACGGGCUACAUGGUGGCCCUCGUCUUGCUGAAUUCGCUUUGCUUCCUCGUGAUGACCGUCGCCUACACCAGGCUCUACUGUCACUUGGAAAAGGGAGACCUGGAGAGCAUGUGGGACUGCUCCAUGGUGAAACACGUGGCCCUGCUGCUCUUCACCAACUGCAUCCUGCACUGUCCCAUGGCUUUCUUGUCCUUCUCCUCUUUACUGAACCUCACCUUCAUCAGCCCGGAAGUCAUUAAGUUUAUCCUCCUGGUGAUCGUCCCCCUUCCUGCCUGCCUCAAUCCCCUUCUCUACAUCCUCUUCAAUCCCCAUUUUAAGGAGGAUCUGGGGAGCCUGGGAAAGCAAACCCACUUUUGGACAAGAUCGAAACACACAAGCCUGAUGUCUAUUAACUCUGACGAUGUGGAGAAACAGUCCUGUGACUCAACCCAAGCCUUGGUGACCUUCACCAGUGCCAGCAUAGCCUACGAUCUGCCUUCCGGUUCCGGGUCAGCACCAGCUUAUCCGAUGACCGAAAGCUGUCAUCUUUCAUCUGUGGCAUUUGUCCCGUGUCUCUAA
This is a messenger RNA of Budorcas taxicolor (takin), 2724 nucleotides long. It is a transcript of the gene LGR5, whose product is annotated as leucine rich repeat containing G protein-coupled receptor 5. Gene Ontology annotation, cellular component: membrane. Bases 1 to 2724 code for a protein of 907 amino acids. The transcript has 18 exons. The record is from RefSeq and is a predicted model, not a curated record. Gene Ontology annotation, molecular function: protein binding; protein-hormone receptor activity; G protein-coupled receptor activity. Gene Ontology annotation, biological process: G protein-coupled receptor signaling pathway. Lineage: Eukaryota; Metazoa; Chordata; Mammalia; Artiodactyla; Bovidae.